Molecule: messenger RNA, 1131 nt
Organism: Ostreobium quekettii
Lineage: Eukaryota; Viridiplantae; Chlorophyta; Ulvophyceae; Bryopsidales; Ostreobiaceae
Source: the annotation of a GenBank genome assembly
AUGGCCCCUCCCGGGGACGCCCCGCGCCUCCCCCCGGUCGACCGCGCCCCGGACCUCCUCCGCGUGGCCGUGGCGCCCGACGGCCGCGUCAAGGCCACAUUCGCCGACAACAGCAUCCUGCUCCUGGAUCCAUCCGGCGCUUCAUUCAUCCACAUCUCUUCGCAGGGCGCCCACGUGCGGCAGCUCAGCGAGUUCGCCGUCAGCCGGUUCGCUGCCCCGCUGGCUCUCGCAUUGGACUUCCGCAACCGGCAUCUGGACCAGCCCUUUUACUGCCGGUGGCUCAGGGCAAGGGCAUCAGCCCAGGCCUUCACGACUGGGGAUCCGAUUCGGUCGGUAAGGUGGCCGGCAAGCGCGGAGGCGGCGAUCCAAUCGGGGGCUAUGCGUGCAUCCGGGGACGGUGGCGUGGCGGUGAGAUCGGAGGAGGGAUGCGCACGGCUGGCGCUGCACGGCCAGGGGACCAGGUUCGCAGUUUCCUUCCCGCUGCUGAUAGGAUCGGCGGCAUCCGGAAGGUACGAGUAUGUGUGGCAGACGCAGGCGUUCCCCGCGGGCAGGCACCCACAGCGCUGGACCCCCGGCCUGGCGCUCGCCUUAGCAGGCCGGAAACUCCUACUGGGUGGCCAAGAAUCGGCCAAUGUGGCCGCAACAGACAACGAUAACGGCAAUUGUGCGCAUGUCGUGAGCAACCUGACCAGGACAACAACCCUGCCGGCAUGCCCGGAUCCAGUAACGCAAUGCGCAGCCGGCGCGAAUGAUUUCCCGAACCCCUCGUGGUGGUUCGAGCCCACCACAGCACUCCUGCCGCGCGGCGAGGCGAUCAUGAUCGAGUGGACGCCCGACGCCACGUACCAUUACCUGCCGGGGGAGGACGAGGUGGAGGCCUGGAUCCACGCGGACGCGUCGGUGAUGUCAACGUUCCGCGGCGGCCGCUUUCUGAGGCAUCGGCGAGAGGGGGCGGGGGCGGAUGCGGAGAGGGUGUACGCCGCGCACGCGGUGCCGCGUUGGGGCUGGACGGCGGAGCGCGGAAGGGAAUGCCCUCUGGCCGGCAUCGCCAGCCACGCCCUUGCCCUCAGGUUGGGGCCCCGAUCCCGAUCCCCCCUGCCACAGUCAUUGCUCUUGCGGGUCGUUUUCGUG